Messenger RNA from Entamoeba invadens IP1, 2355 nucleotides. RefSeq lists its product as hypothetical. Gene Ontology annotation, cellular component: membrane. The coding region runs from base 1 to 2355 and encodes 784 amino acids. The transcript has a single exon. NCBI's taxonomy places the organism in Eukaryota, Evosea, Mastigamoebida, Endamoebidae. The record is from RefSeq and is a predicted model, not a curated record.
AUGGGAGAAAAGCUUAAGUCGUUCAACGCUCAUUUCGAAGCGUUUAAGGAAAAAAUAUUUGAUACAUUAUUUCUGGUUAUAAGUAAGUGCAAGUGGUUUAUUGUAGUUUUCUGGAUACUACUUGCCAUAGCAACAGCGUAUUUUGCACUUACUUUGUUCUCAUACACAACAGUUCAAUUCACUCCACCAAAAGGCUCCCUCUCAGAAACAGCAAACAACAAGUACCACGAGUUGUACCCGUCACACAGUGCCUCAGAAACAACGGUUGUUGUUAUAGUUAGAGAGAAUGGAUUAACAGUUUUGACAAAUAAGACACAAGAAAUCAGUGAAGCUGUCACAGAAACGGCUUAUGCAAACAACGCAACAAAAGUGAUGGGUGUUUACACCGAGGAAACACACCAACUCAAUUUCACCGACUUUUUUGUCGUGAAUGACACGACUGCAAUUUUGAUCAUUUCACCUGUUAGUGGUGUUGAGGACAUUAUUAAGAGUGUACGAAAAACAAUAUCAAAUUUAGACACUGACGGGUAUAGAAUUAGUGUCACUGGACCAACUGCCGCAUCAAUGGACAUCAACUUAGCAAUCAUUGCUGAUAUGAAGUCAAUGGACAUCUUCAUUUUCCCAAUAGCAAUUCUUAUCUUCUUAUAUGUCAUUAGAAACAUAGUCCUCGUGAUCAUCCCAAUCAUCAAUUUGAUUGUUAUUGUCUCAGUAUCAUUCGGCUCACUCUUUCCAAUCGCCUAUUGGUCCGAAUUUUAUUCGAUAGCCCCAGCUAUUGCAGUGGCUUUAGAAGUUGCCAUGUCUGUGGAUUACAGUCUCUUUCUCUUGAGUCGAUAUUCAGAAGAAAUAAGAAAAGACCAAAGCCACUUUGAUGCUGUUAAAACGAUGUUUCGGCACUCCGGUCGUAUUAUCGCGACUUCGGGGUCUGUUCUGAUUUGUUGUUUUCUCAGCUGUUGUUUCUAUGGAGUUACUGUGAUAGUGACAUUAGGGUUGGGGUGUGUGAUCUGUUUGAUUUUCACGGUCGUUGUGAAUUUAACUAUAACACCAAGUCUUUUACUCAUGUUCCCCAAAUUUUUCCGCAUCAAAGGGAUGAUCCCGUGCAGCAAAUUUUGUGUCAGAUACUCGGACAAAGUCGGCUCCAAAUUUUGGCAUUUCCAAGCAAAGUGGAUGAGUCACAAAAAGAAUAGUAUUGUUGUACUAAUCAUAUCUUUGGCAAUACUCGCCCCAGUUAUUAUUUGUAUGAAGGAUUUCAUGUGGACGCUGGCGUCGUCGCAGUGUUUUCCUAAAGGCACUGAAGCGAUUCAGGGACUCACUGACUUGACGAAGGUGAUGCCCACGGGGGCAAUAUCCCCAUAUAAACUUCUAGUGUUAUCAGACCCAACACAACAAGCGUCUUAUGACUUUAUGGAAAAAUUUGGGGAGAGGGUCCCAUCGAGUAUUGGGAAGAAAAACAUUUUCUGUUACAACUACAUGAAUGGAAAUGUGUUGACACAAAGAGAAGUACAUCUACUUCAAAACAUCGACUUUUAUUAUAAAGCAUACAAUUACUCGACUACUUCAUCAUCUUUUCUUUGCAUGCUUGUGCCACAGGAGACUUCAGACGCACGACCUAUAGUUGACGACACGCUCAACAUGAUGACUGGCUUACACAAUGAAUUGGGAAUAGAAAGUUACUUAGUAGGGAGUGAAGUGGACAUGGUGAUAUUAGUCGAAUACAUUUUGGGGUUCUUCCCAAUACAAUUAGUCUGUUUGAUGGUGAUUGUUUUACUCUUAAUUGCACUCGCAUUCCAGUCCCUCUUAAUGGGAAUUCGUGUGAUAUUCACAACCGCUUUGACCAUUGGUUGGGUCUUUGGACUCUCUACAGUGAUAUUCACGUCUUCUAUACUCUACAGAGCAGGCGUUUUCACGGGGUCCAAUGGACUCUUUUGGUCCGUGCCAGUGAUGUGCACUGAUGUUCUUGUUGGACUUUGUUUGGAUUAUGAUAUCUUCUUGUUCACACGAGUACUUGAAUAUAGAAAGAGUGGAUAUUCCACAAAGUCUGCUGUUAUUCUUGGCGUCGAACACACCGGUUAUUUGAUCACAUACGCUGGAAUUAUUAUGGCUGCGGCGUUCUCUGCGUUGAUGUUAUCUUCUAUGAUGGUUUUGCAACAAUUUGGAGUUGUACUUGCUCUCGCAAUUUUACUUGACACGUUUGUCAUCCGAACAAUGGUCGUGCCGUCGCUUCUUCAUUUGUUUGGUGAGUGGAAUUGGUGGCCAAAACGGUAUGAUAUCAAAAUUGAAUUGGAUGGGGGUGUUGACAACUCGAGUGUUGAAAAGGUUGAUGAUGUAAUAGAUGAUCAACAAAAUUUACUUAAUUAA